This is a messenger RNA of Polychytrium aggregatum, 1596 nucleotides long. RefSeq names its product glucosidase II beta subunit-like-domain-containing protein. Lineage: Eukaryota; Fungi; Chytridiomycota; Chytridiomycetes; Polychytriales. Gene Ontology annotation, cellular component: glucosidase II complex. Bases 1 to 1596 code for a protein of 531 amino acids. The record is from RefSeq and is a predicted model, not a curated record. Gene Ontology annotation, molecular function: protein binding. Gene Ontology annotation, biological process: N-glycan processing. The transcript has 9 exons.
AUGCUCACUACCCGAUCGCUGUUCGCAACAGCCUCGCUGACUGCUGUCCAGCUGCUCUCGCUGACAAGCCCAUCGACUGCUGCCAGCGCCAUCGACUCGCUCUACGGAGUCUCGCCAGAGCAGCAAUCCAGCUAUGUGGACUCGGGCUCGGGCCUCUUCCAGUGUCUAGAUGGGUCCAAGUCCAUUGCUUUCAGCUUGGUCAAUGACGACUACUGCGACUGCCCCGAUGGCUCGGACGAACCAGGAACUUCGGCUUGCGACGGCGGCCACUUUUACUGCAGGAACGAAGGGCAUAUCGGCGUGACCCUCUCGAGCUCCCGAGUCAACGACGGCGUCUGCGACUGCUGCGACGGCUCGGACGAGUGGGGCCAGAUCAUCAAGUGCACCAACAGCUGCAAGGAACUGCAAGCCCAGCUGAAGAAGAAGCAAGCCGAAGAAAACAAGGUCCGCCAGAAGGCUGCCAAACUGAGGGAGCAGUAUGUGCGCGAGGCCCAGACCAUCCAGAAACAGCGCAAGGUGGAUCUUGCUAACUACGAAGCCGAGCUCCAGUCGCUGACUGCCCGCAUCGAUGUCCUCAAGAAUCUCAAAGAAAACGCUGAUGCAUUCGAAAAGUACAACAAGCAAGUCGAAUCCGAGGUCAGUGAGCGUCAGAGUCGACGCGAGUGCCCCUCCAAGCUCUCCAAAUGUGAAAUCCGAGAAGGCUCGCUCCGCCAGCGCAUUCUCGAUCUGGAGCAAGCUCUGCAUGACAUUCAAGGCCAACUCGAGUCGAUUGAGGGCGACGAGGCCCAAACCAGCGAGGGGAUCGUCAAGGUCCUUGAGCGCGUCCGAUCUGCAACCGAGGCGCCAGAAGUUGUCGAAGAGGACAGCUCGAGCCCCGAGGAUGUGGCUGCCGUGGACAGCGACGACAGCGGCGCGAGCGUAGCAACAGAGGAUCCGUGCAGCAACCCCGAAGUCGGCUUCUCGGCCUGCCUCUGGCACUCCGCCUCUGUGACGAAGCAGAGUCUCGUCCAAGCCGUCGAUGGAACAAUCAACUGGCAAGGCUGGGCAAAAUUGCUUCCGAAGCGGCUGGUGAGCUUCUCGGAGGAUGAUCGCGACCUGGCCCGAGACCCGUCCAAGGCACAGAGCCAGCUGUGGGAGGUGGAGCGCAAGCGCAGCGAGGUCGAAAACAAGAUCAAGGACGUCCACACCAGAAACGAGCUGGAUAUGGGUGGCAGCGAGCGCAUUUGGGAGUCUCUCUACGGCAAGUGCUUUUCGAUAGAUAGCCACGAAUACACCUACGAGCUGUGCUACUUGGAGAAGGUCACGCAGAAGAGCAAGAACGGAGGCAGCUUUGUCAAUCUCGGCAAAUUCACGCGCUGGGGCGGCCGAAAGCCCUCGGACACUGCUGCCGGAGCCUACUCGAGCAUGAUGUAUGAGAACGGCGAAACGUGUUGGAAUGGUCCUGCCCGAUCCGUUGAGGUCAAACUCGAAUGCGGCCCCGACAACACCAUUGUGGCCGUUACGGAGCCUUCCAAGUGCGAGUAUGAAAUGAAGGUCCAGACCCCGGUUGUCUGUGGGGGCGGCGAUUCGGGCCACAGCGACCGAAGCGAGUUGUGA